Molecule: messenger RNA, 2381 nt
Organism: Cricetulus griseus (Chinese hamster)
Lineage: Eukaryota; Metazoa; Chordata; Mammalia; Rodentia; Cricetidae
Source: RefSeq, a predicted model, not a curated record
GAACACAUCACAGCUCACAAGGCUGUUUCCAAGCCUUUAUAUGACAGUCCAGGUGGUGAGAAAAUCCACAAAGCAACAGAGUCACGGCAGGAUUCUGAGUAGCCUUAUCCUGUGUAAACCCAGACAGCUGUUGCCAGCUCCACAACAACCAUGGGCUCCUGAUCCCAAGGCCUUCAUUGUCCUGGGAUAAACUCAACUGACUCCAAGACAUCUUGUGAUGCUAUUCAAGGUGUCUGUGACAGGUGAUUUCUACCCAUCCGUGUCUGGGUUAACCAAUGCACAGGACAUAUUUUUUUCUGUUUCCCCAAUGAGAGACAAAAUUUGAAAUUCUGCUACAUUUGAUGAGAGAUUUUGAAGGCUUUCCGCAAGAAACUAAAUUACUCAGAGACCAUGCUGGUGGUGAUCAGGUGAAGGAGAAUCUGCUUCAGCUGAGGUGUCACUUCACAUGGGGACUGCUGAUUGAAGACGUUGACAUACCUGAUUUGGAAAUGAGAAUCCAGGAGGAGGUUCAGUUCCUAGACAUCAAGAACCCAGCAGGGAUGCACAACCUGCUGGCCUAUGUGAGGCACCUGAAAGGCCAGCAUGAGGAAGCCCUGGAGAGCGUGAAAGAAGCAGAAGCCCUGACCCAGAAGGAGAAGCUGGACAAGAGAAGCCUGGUGACCUGGGGCAACUGUGCCUGGGUGCAUUACAACAUGGACAGCUUGUCAGAAGCCCAGGCCUACCUGGACAAGGUGGAGAACACUUGCAAGGAAUUCGCAAGUCCCUUCCGCUAUAGGAUGGAGUGUGCUGAGAUAGACUGUGAGGAAGGCUGGGCCUUGCUGAAAUGUGGAGGACAGAAUUAUAGACGAGCCAUGGCCUGCUUUGUAAAGGCUCUGGAAAUGGAGCCUGAAAACCCUGAAUACAAUACUGGCUAUGCCGUUGCAGCCUAUCGUGAAGACUUUGAUGACCAUAAUUUUUCUCUAGAACCCCUCAGGAAGGCUGUCAGCUUAAAUCCAGAAGAUCCAUAUCUUAAAGUUUAUCUUGCCCUGAAGCUUCAGGAUGUGGGAGAAACACCUGAAGCAGAAACACACAUUGAAGAAGCCCUCAGCAGCACAUCCUGCCAAAAUUAUGUGUUUCGCUAUGCAGCCAAGUAUUACCGUAGGAAAGGCUGCAUAGACAAGGCUCUCCAUCUCCUACACAGGGCCUUACAGGCAUCACCUGACUCUGGCUACCUGCAUUACCAAAUAGGUCUCUGCUACAGUAAACAAAUGAUCCAACUGAAGACAUCCAGAAACCAGCAGCCCAGAAGCCAGGGCAAUUUGCAGGAAUUGGCAGAACAGGCCAUUUGUGAAUUUCAACAGACUUUGAAACUGAGGCCUACAGUUGAGAUGGCUUAUGUUUGCAUGGCUGAAGCACAGGCAGAACUUCACCAAUACGAAGAAGCAGAGGCAAACUUCCAGAAGGCACUGGACAUGAAGAGCGUUAAGUGUCACAUAGAGCAGGAUAUUCAUUUCCGCUAUGGCCGUUUCCAACAAUUUCAUCAGAAAUCAGAAGACAAGGCGAUCACCCACUACUUAAAAGGUCUAAAAAUAGAAGAAUCAUCCUUUGCCCGAAGGAAACUUCUCAAAGCAUUGGAGAAAGUGGUUGAAAGACGUGUUGACCACAAUAUUCGGCCUGUGGAGAGCAUGGGCCUCCUUGGGUUAGUCCACAAACUGAAAGGGAACAUGCAGGAGGCCCUGCUGUGCUAUGAGAGGGCUCUGAGGCUCACUGGGGAAAUGAACCCUGUGUUUUGAAUGCAGCUCAACUCUGUGAAGUUAAUGUAGGCAUCACUGAGGCUUCUGCUCUCCUCCCUGAUAGCUUUGUCCAGAACUACAUAGCUUGCUGAAAUGCCAAGUUCUAAAUGUGUUAGCUCCUGCCACCUCUUUCUUAUCCUCUCUGUCAUGUCUAGAAGCAACUUCUGUCCCCACUACUCCUGUUCACUUAAUGACCAGGACUGACUCCUGCUGUGAGCUAAAGGAGACAGAACACUUUUCCUUAUGUCUGAAUCUUGGGUAAGAAAGUCUUCCACCCUCUGCCUUCCAGUGUCAUGGACAAAGAAAUCUUCUCCAAAAGUUUUCUGUUUUAGGUUAUCAGAAACUCUUACUACAGUACAAUCUCAGAUUAGAACAAAUAGUAAAGGAGAGAGUUUGAAAGCAGGAGAUAUUUCACCUCACUGGUAAAUUAUUCACAGUAAUAAGAAUCUCAUGUGUGGGCAAGAAAAGCAAAGGAAACUUUCUGGCACCUUACAGAGUGAAGAAGAUAUAAGGAGCUUUUUUCAAUUUUUCUAUGUCACUGAUAAUGUGUUAUAUGUGAUGUUUUUUCCUCAACUAAAAUAAAUUCAAUAAAUUCUUGGGAAUCACAAA